AUGCCAGUGUGCGGUGGGGACCCUCACAGUGGGGACCCUCACGGUGGGGACCUUCACGGUGGGGACCCUCACGGUGGGGACCCUCACGGUGGGGACCCUCACGGUGGGGACCCUCACGGUGGGGACCCUCACGGUGGGGACCCUCACGGUGGGGACCCUCACGGUGGAGACCCUCACGGUGGAGACCCUAACGGUGGAGACCCUAACGGUGGAGACCCUAACGGUGGAGACCCUCACGGUGGAGACCCUCACGGUGGAGACCCUCACAGUGGCGACCCUCACAGUGGCGACCCUCACAGUGGCGACCCUCACAGUGGCGACCCUCACAGUGGCGACCCUCACAGUGGCGACCCUCACAGUGGCGACCCUCACAGUGGCGACCCUCACAGUGGCGACCCUCACAGUGGCGAACCUCACAGUGGCGAACCUCACAGUGGCGAACCUCACAGUGGCGAACCUCACAGUGGCGAACCUCACAGUGGCGAACCUCACAGUGGCGACCCUCACAGUGGCGACCCUCACAGUGGCGACCCUCACAGUGGCGACCCUCACAGUGGCGACCCUCCCAGUGGCGACCCUCACAGUGGCGACCCUCACGGUGGCGACCCUCACAGUGGCGACCCUCACAGUGGCGACCCUCACAGUGGCGAACCUCACAGUGGCGACCCUCACAGUGGCGAACCUCACAGUGGCGAACCUCACAGUGGCGACCCUCACAGUGGCGACCCUCACAGUGGCGACCCUCACAGUGGCGACCCUCACAGUGGCGACCCUCACAGUGGCGACCCUCACAGUGGCGACCCUCACAGUGGCGACCCUCACAGUGGGGACCCUCACAGUGGGGACCCUCACAGUGGGGACCCUCACAGUGGGGACAUUGGGUUUGGAGACGUGAAAGCCUUCGACAGCACCCUCCCAAGAGACCAGGCAGUACGCAAAAUGGAUAAUCAGGCAGGAGUUGUACCAGUGGAUAAUGGAUUAUCUAAGCCACGGACCUCGGAGCCCCCCAGUAAGAAGAGACUUUAG
Messenger RNA from Procambarus clarkii (red swamp crayfish), 1026 nucleotides. NCBI's taxonomy places the organism in Eukaryota, Metazoa, Arthropoda, Malacostraca, Decapoda, Cambaridae. The record is from RefSeq and is a predicted model, not a curated record.